AUGCCAAAUCGACAACUCUUUGAAAAUUGGGAUUCUGUCCUUCUCUUCGCUUUUGUCGGCACAAUUUGGAAUACUUUAGCUAUUGGUUUUUCUCUUUACCUACUUGGCCAAUUAAAUUUAUUUUCUGUUGCCUUCUCCAAUUUUGAAAUUUUAUUGUUCGCCUCAUUAAUUAGUGCUGUUGAUCCUGUUGCUGUUAUUGCCGUUUUUGAGGAAAUUCAUGUUAACGAAUUCCUUUUUAUUAAUGUUUUUGGGGAAGCUUUGUUUAAUGAUGGUGUUAGCGUGGUACUUUAUCAAAUGUUCCGCAAAUUUACUCUCAUUGGUGUUAACAAUAUUGCAGUUUUUGACUACAUUGCUGGAAUAUUUUCUUUUGUUGUGAUAGCUUUAGGGGGUACUUUAAUUGGACUUUUCUUUGCUUUCUUCGUUUCUAUACUGACGAGAUUCACAAGUCGAGUCAAGAUUCUUGCACCUGUAUUUGUUUUUGUUGUUCCAUAUUUAGCCUAUCUUUCGGCUGAAAUGUUUGGAUUCUCAUCUAUAUUAGCAAUAGUAGCUUGUGGCAUAAUGAUGAAGCAAUAUGUUAAAGGCAAUAUGAGCCAUGAUGCAAACAAUUCAGUUAAAUAUUUUAUCAAAAUGCUUGCUCAAUGUAGUGAAACUGUUAUCUUUAUGUUUCUUGGAUUAUCUACAAUUUCUAGCAUUCAUCAAUGGGAUACUUCUUUUGUUUUUGUUACAAUAUUUUUGUGUUUAUUUUAUAGAACUAUUGGUGUAAUAGUUCAAUGUUCUGUAUUAAAUCGAGUAAGGAACAAGAAAUUUUCUUUGAGAGAUCAAUUUGUGUUGUGUUAUGGCGGUCUUCGAGGAGCUAUUGCUUUUGGUCUUGUAGUAUCCUUACCUGCAGAUAUUCAAGCUAAAAGAAUGUUUGUGACUACUUGCAUUGCUGUGAUCUUCUUUACUGUCUUCUUAAUGGGUAUAACCAUUAGACCGUUACUGUUUCUAUUAAAAGUGGAAAAGGCUGAUCUUGAUUAUGAAGCAAUGAUGGUCGAGAAGGUUUACAACAAAUACUUUGAUUACACAAUGGCUGGGAUUGAGGAUAUUAUCGGGCAAAGAGGCCGACACUUUUUUAGAGAUUCUUUUGAGAGAUUCAAUGCAAAGCUUAUUAAGCCUUUACUAAUGAGGCAUGUUAAACGCAAAGCUUUUGAUGCUAGUGACAUUGUUAGGGCCUAUAAUAAAAUUACUCUAACUGAGGCUGUCAAAAUUGCUCAGGUUGGAAGGAAAAUGACCAAACAAGCAAGUAGACCUCAUAGUCAGUCAAUAGCUUCUGCUUAUAUGGAAACAAUUAAUGGGAGCACAAUUUCAAGGAGUAAUACAAUGAAGAGAGAGAUUGAUCAGUAUAUGGCCAGUCAAGACAACAUGGAAGCCUUGUACACAAUGUUUUCUCGUUUGUUGGACAGAAAGGUUGAUGAACUUAAAAGAGUACAAUCUGAAGGAAGUGAAAGGAGAGAAAAUAAUGAUGAUAUUAAGGAUGAUUACAUGGAUAUUUUAAUAACCAAAGUUCAAUUAAAUCAACAACAACCCUCAAUAUCAGUAAUAAAUACCGCUAGAAGGACCUCAAAUCGUAGUAAAACUGAUAAUAAGCUUAACGUCAAUGUGAGAAACAAAAUAACUUGCUACGACGUUAAGAAAGACAGUAUAUCAAAUUUUUCUCCACUAACUCGAAGAAUGUCACAACCCGACCUGCGUUUAAGUCAAAUUUCUACCACUGAUAAUUCUGAUACUAAUGAAGAAACAAGAAGGAAUACAAUAAUUAAUACACUAAAAAUUCCAAAAAAUUCAGAAAAUGAGGAAAAAGAGAGCAAAAUUUAA
This is a messenger RNA of Meloidogyne enterolobii, 1854 nucleotides long. The record is from the annotation of a GenBank genome assembly. Lineage: Eukaryota; Metazoa; Nematoda; Chromadorea; Rhabditida; Meloidogynidae.